AUGAGCUGCAGCAGUGUUGCAGGUUCAGAGUUCUCUGAGGAAGAGCUGGAGCUGGGAAUGCUGGGCCAAGGGGAGGAUGAUGGAAAUCCAAAGGCAUCUUUCCGAAACAGCGAGAGCUCAGCCAGCAGCCCGAGCGACCCAGAGGAGGGCCAGACCAAGAAGCGCAAUCGACCUGUCCGCUCAAAAGCUAGAAGAAUAGCUGCCAAUGUUCGCGAGCGGAAACGCAUCGUGGACUAUAACCAGGCCUUCAAUGCCCUGCGUGUUGCUCUGAACCAUGACCUCAGCGGCAAACGGCUCUCUAAGAUCGCCACACUGCAGAGGGCCAUCAAUCGUAUCUCUGCUCUCUCAGUAUUUCUUAGCUCCAACCCUCCCAGCAAGCCCUGCACUCACCGGGAGUGCAACAGGGCAUCUGUGGGGUCAGCUGCCAUGCCAUCUUCUAUACUUGAACAGACCAGGGUAGUAGUUCCUCGUCUGGAGCAUCAGAGCUACAUCGCCUGGCAGGCAUCCAUCUCUCACCAGAUGCAGCCGCAACAGGGCCCUCAUGUGCACAGGAUGCCCACAAAGCCACACAUCUUCAUAGAGAGCACUGUGUCAUCAUGUCCCCCAUCACCACAUUACCCUUGUUAUCCCACUGAGGGACAGCUUUAUGCCUCACAUGAACACUGCAGCGGCUCCCACGACCAUCUGCCCAGUCCUCUGCGAUACCCUCAGAUGGGUGAGGGGUUGGGGUACCAGCCAGGGCUGUGGGCCUCCUGCACUCAGGGAUACAUGGACACUUUUGUCAAGCUGUCUCCAGCUGGGGGGCUUCCAUGGCAGGUGAGCUACCGGCAGGAGCCAGAGCAUAGCCACUCUCUGUGCUCUGACAUACAUCCACCACUGUGA
Messenger RNA from Monopterus albus (swamp eel), 882 nucleotides. It is a transcript of the gene bhlha9, whose product is annotated as basic helix-loop-helix family, member a9. The coding region runs from base 1 to 882 and encodes 293 amino acids. The record is from RefSeq and is a predicted model, not a curated record. The transcript has a single exon. Gene Ontology annotation, molecular function: DNA-binding transcription factor activity; E-box binding; protein dimerization activity. NCBI's taxonomy places the organism in Eukaryota, Metazoa, Chordata, Actinopteri, Synbranchiformes, Synbranchidae. Gene Ontology annotation, biological process: sensory organ development; axon development; positive regulation of transcription by RNA polymerase II. Gene Ontology annotation, cellular component: nucleus.